GUGUGGCGGCCGAUGUGCCGAAAGCUGAAGUGCGACGCGUCCAACUUCGCGGACAUCUUCCUGAACUCGCAUGACAUCACCACGGCCCUGCUGCAAACCGGUGCCGCGGAGCACAUGCGAGCGCACAUUCGCAGCCGAGUUCAACUGGAGCGCCGGCUCCAACUCUUCGAAGGGGAGCAUGCUGCCAGGUUCUAUCGGAACGAGUAUCCAGAUGCCUCCUUGCAGAAGGCCAAGCAGUACGGUAAGAAGGGGAGAAAGGCGGUGCACCAACUCGUGUUGGCCUUUGCGGCGGCGAACGAGGCUAGGGCCAUGCGAUUGGUUGACCAAGAGGAGUUGGCCAAAUUCAUGGAUGAGGAAGAAACGGCCUCUCCUCUUGACCAUGGAAGCAUCUCGAACCAAUCCUUGGUGAGUUUGACAAGUUUGACAGCCGGCAUGAAGACCCGCGGCUUUCUCGACUUUCUUCGGAGGGCCUUCGAAUGCUUUGGCGACUUCAGCACCUUUGUGGCCGAAGGCUAUUCCCGACAGAUUCCCUGCGGAGUUUGUGCGGCCCCGGCGUACGUGUGCGCCGUGACCUUUUCGCCUUUAGCAAUCAAUUUGGGUCUGGUGGGAGGUGCUGACCAAAGCUUGUUGGACUUGCUUGAAGGACACGACCCAGUGGGAUACUUCCGUGCAUAUGUGAGUUUCACGCUGGGUGCAGGGGCUGGGAACAUCUGGGCCGGGAUCAGUGCUUCCGCGACUUGGUCGAUGGGUUGCGAGACAAGGCAAGUCUACCUUUCGAUUGGUGUGGGGGUGGUCUUCGCAGUCAUCAUUCCAGGGCAGUACAGCGCAU
Messenger RNA from Durusdinium trenchii, 829 nucleotides. Lineage: Eukaryota; Dinophyceae; Suessiales; Symbiodiniaceae. The record is from the annotation of a GenBank genome assembly.